AUGUCACCUUCAAAAGUUUUCCAGAGUCCUGAGGAGAAGAUCAGGAGUGAGCUUGGGCUCUCUUCUGGGGUUUUGAUUAUCAGACGGAAUGCUCCGGCGGCUUUGUUGUAUGAGGACGCUCUUUUGGAGCGCAAUACUGCGAUUUCCAGCACGGGCGCGUUGAUUGCGUACUCGGGGGAGAAGACGGGUAGGUCACCAAAGGACAAGCGUAUUGUGGAUGAGCCUACGUCUGCUAAUAAGGUUUGGUGGGGUCCUGUGAAUAGGAAGGUGUCAGAGCGGACGUGGGACAUCAACCGUGAAAGAGCUGUGGAUUACUUGCGGACCCGUGAGCAUUUGUAUAUAGUUGAUGCAUUUGCAGGCUGGGAUCCUCGGUACCGUAUCAAGAUUAGAAUCGUUUGCUGCCGUGCGUACCACGCGUUGUUCAUGACCAACAUGUUAAUCAGGCCCACGGAGGAGGAGUUGGCUGAGUUUGGUGAGCCCGACUUUACCGUCUGGAACGCUGGUCAGUUCCCGGCAAACACACACACCGAGGGUAUGUCCUCCAAGACUACUGUGGAGAUUAAUUUCAAGGCUAUGGAGAUGGUUAUCCUCGGAACCGAAUACGCUGGCGAGAUGAAGAAGGGUAUUUUCACGGUUAUGUUCUAUUUGAUGCCUAUCAACCAUAACGUCUUGACUUUGCAUUCCUCGGCAAACCAAGGUAUCGCCAAAGGCGAUGUUACCUUAUUUUUCGGCUUGAGUGGCACGGGAAAGACUACCUUGUCUGCUGACCAACAUAGGUUGUUGAUUGGUGAUGAUGAGCACUGCUGGUCUGACUACGGUGUCUUCAACAUCGAAGGUGGUUGUUACGCCAAAUGUAUUGGUUUAAGCGCAGAGAAGGAACCUGAGAUUUUCAACGCAAUCAGGUACGGCUCUGUCUUGGAGAAUGUGGUUUACGAACCCGUAUCGAGAGUGGUUGAUUAUGACGACUCCUCCAUCACCGAGAACACUCGUUGUGCAUACCCAAUCGAAUACAUUCCAAGUGCGAAGAUUCCAUGCUUGUCCAAUAGCCACCCUUCGAAUAUCGUCCUAUUGACCUGUGAUGCCUCAGGUGUGUUGCCUCCCGUGUCUAAGUUGACUCCUGAGCAGGUAAUGUACCAUUUCAUUUCUGGUUACACCUCCAAGAUGGCUGGUACUGAACAAGGUGUGACUGAACCAGAAGCAACCUUCUCCUCAUGUUUCGGCCAGCCAUUCUUGGCUCUACAUCCAAUGAAGUACGCUACUAUGUUGGCAGAGAAGAUGUCUCAGCAUAAUGCUAACGCAUGGUUGAUUAACACCGGUUGGACUGGUGCUUCUUACGUGUCCGGUGGCAAGCGUUGUCCGCUAAAAUACACUAGAGCCAUUUUGGACGCUAUUCAUGGAGGCUCUUUGGCUAACGCUGAUUACGAGACGUUGCCAGUGUUUGGUUUGUCUAUUCCAAGAGCUGUCGAAGGAGUCCCAAGUGAAUUGCUAAAUCCAUCCAGGAACUGGGUUGAAGGUGAAGAAAAGUAUAGCAAGGCUGUUACCUCCUUGGCUAAUCUAUUCGUGCAAAAUUUCAAGAUCUACCAGGAUCAAGCCACCAAAGAAGUCCUGUAUGCAGGUCCACAAUUAUAA
Molecule: messenger RNA, 1629 nt
Organism: Eremothecium cymbalariae DBVPG#7215
Lineage: Eukaryota; Fungi; Ascomycota; Saccharomycetes; Saccharomycetales; Saccharomycetaceae
Gene: PCK1
Product: phosphoenolpyruvate carboxykinase PCK1
Exons: 1
Coding region: 1-1629 (542 amino acids)
Biological process (GO): gluconeogenesis
Cellular component (GO): cytosol
Molecular function (GO): phosphoenolpyruvate carboxykinase (ATP) activity; ATP binding
Source: RefSeq, a predicted model, not a curated record